AAAAUAAAAAGAGCAUUAAAAUCUUUAACAAUUUUUAUUAUGUAUUACACGUUAAAGAUGCGCGCGCAGUUUCAAGUCAAAAUCAAAUAUAAUUGGUUAUCGUAUCUUUGCAAAGACAUUCUAUUGGUUAGAUUUUUAUUCGUGCAAUCUUAUUGAAUGAAAUAGAAACUCACCGAUUCAUAGAAAUAACACUAACGAGUACCAAUUUGAAUUCAAUCAAAACUUUAGUCGUUAUUAUAGUUGAAUGUAUGAAUUAAAAUAAUAUAACUAUUAGAUUUAUGUUUAUAGUAAUUUAAAGUAUCAUUUGUAAUUCAUCAAUCUAAACAAUAAUGGAUUCUGAUUUGGAAGAACUUCAAAAUUUGUUGCGUGAUAUUAAUUUUCCAUCAAGCAUACGUGAUCUUAAAAAUCCUACAGAGGAAUUUGUUAUGAAUUUAAUUGUAACAUUUUUAACAUGGCUUAAAAUUGAUGUUGAUGUAAUUAAUAAACCAACUUUUGAACAACAAUUAGCAAUGUCAAGUAUUGAGGAUACUGAUAUUGUAAGCAUUAUUAAUUUACAUGUAUCAAUAAAACAAAUAUGUGACAGAAUAUUUAUACAAAAUUUUUGUAUAAGCGACAUUACUAGCGGUGGUUCUAAAAGGAUAUGUAAAAUUGCAAGAUAUUUAGCAAAUUUUAUGGUUUAUGUAAGUAAUAAAGAAAUGGAUAUCGAAGGUCUUAUUAAUGAAAUACGUGACAAAGUUAAACAGUUGGAUGAAUUGAAUGAAAAAAAGAAUAAUAGGCAAAAGUUAAGAAAUGAAAUCAAAUUGAACAUUUCUAAACAAUUAUUCUUAAAGGAAAAGUACAAGAAAGAAAUAGAAAAAAUGCGUUCACUUAUUGAGGACAAUGAAACAAAAAAACUUGAAUUACAAGAAGAAAUAUUGAAUGCAGAAGAAAAAAGAAAACAAAUAUUAGAAGAAUAUAAUGCUCAUAAAGUUGAAGCUCAAAAGCUCGACCAAACAAUAGCAGAAUUAAGAUUAGAAGUAGUUUCAUCUCCGGAAGAAUAUAAUACACGUUUGUGCGAUUUAGAAGAACAACGUAAGAAAAAAAUUGAAGAGAAAAAAAUGAUGGAAAAAACAUUUUUGACCAAAAAUGAAUUGGAUAAAAGAUACGAGAAUUUGUUAUCAUUCGUUCAAAAACAAUAUGAAAAGAUUUCAGAGAUAAAGGAUAUAUAUGAAUAUUUACAGAAGAAAAAUGUACAAGGUGAAAAUAUUCGAAAGCAAGUUGAUACAAUGCAAGUUCUUAUUACACAAUUAACAGAAAAACACAAAGAUCAAGAAAAUAAUCAAGGAUCUACCAUCGAUGAGAUUUACGUUCAAACCAAAGAAAGAUUAAACACAGUUCGUGAAUUACAUUCACAAUUGUUAAGUAAAAAAAAAUUAGCACUAAGUCAAUUUGAAGAAAAUAAAGGUUUAUAUAAUGACGUAUCUAUGGAUAAAAAUAAAAUUCAAGAUCUUAUAAAAAAGGUAGAAGAAGAAACAUCUAAUUUUACAAAGAAUUGUCAAGAACUUUAUAAUCAGGAAAUUCGGACUGAAGUCAAUUUACGGAAACAUUUCAACAGUGUUCUUGGGAACAAUAAUAGUAACUAAUAAUAAAUGUAUAUAUAUAUAAUACUUUAG
Molecule: messenger RNA, 1652 nt
Organism: Polistes dominula (European paper wasp)
Lineage: Eukaryota; Metazoa; Arthropoda; Insecta; Hymenoptera; Vespidae
Cellular component (GO): Ndc80 complex; kinetochore
Source: RefSeq, a predicted model, not a curated record